This is a messenger RNA of Neopelma chrysocephalum (saffron-crested tyrant-manakin), 1496 nucleotides long. Its product is annotated as tetraspanin-15-like. NCBI's taxonomy places the organism in Eukaryota, Metazoa, Chordata, Aves, Passeriformes, Pipridae. Gene Ontology annotation, cellular component: membrane. The record is from RefSeq and is a predicted model, not a curated record. The coding region runs from base 194 to 1261 and encodes 355 amino acids. The transcript is spliced from 9 exons.
CAACUUAAGCUGAGCUUUGCUGCAGCUCCGGGCGGGAAAACCCAGCCCCGGCCUCAGCAAAGGGUUAAUUGUUCCUUCCCCCUCACGGCUCCGGCUCCCGCCAGGCGGAAGUUGGAACGAGCAAUUCAAGUUCAACCCUUGUUUCUGUGCAUGAUUUUUUCCCUCAGGAACCGGCCGGGAAGGAGCUCCAGGGAUGGCCCAAGAUUCCCAGUGCCAGAAUUCCCACCUCUAUUACUACAGCAUCAAAUUUGCCCUCUCCACCUACUCCACGCUGUUCUCGAUCCUGGGCCUGGUGAUCCUGUGCAUUGGGAUUUAUGCUGAGGUGGAGAGGCAGAAGCACAAGACCCUGGAAGGGAUUUUCCUGGCUCCAGCUGUGAUCCUGCUUCUGCUGGGAGUCACCAUGUUCCUGGUGUCCUUUGUGGGAAUGGUGGGGAGUCUCCGGGACAACCGGACACUACUGAAGACGUUCUUCUGGGUCCUCCUGGUGAUCUUCCUCACGGAGCUGCUGCUGCUGUUCAUCGAAAUCAUCUUUGAGAACAAGAUGAACGAGGUUUUCCACUCCAACAUCCAGGAGGGCAUCAGGCACUACUACGAUGACCUGGACUUCAAGAACAUCCUGGAUUUUGUGCAACAGAAGUGGUUUGCUGAUACGAGGGGAAGAGGAAAGUUUGAUUUGAAUUUCAAAGAGCUGCCAGAGCUUCAGUUCUUGCCCAAACUCAAAGUAAAGCUCAGAGAGUUUUCCUGCUGUGGUGGGGAUGAAUAUCGAGACUGGGGGGUCAACCAGUACCACUCCUGUAACAGCAGUGGGCCCCUGGCCUGUGGGGUGCCCUACACGUGCUGCAUCAGGAAGGCCCCUGGAGAGGUCGUGAACACCCUCUGUGGGUACAGGACACUCAACAAAGAGCGCUUGGAGCUGCUCAGCAUCAUCCACGUCCGGGGUUGUAUCCACGCCGUGGGGCUCUGGCUCAAGGACAACUUUGAGGCCACUUUGGGCAUCGUUUGCUCCCUGUUGCUCCCACAGGUGGUGGGGCUGGUGAUGGCCUGGCUCUACUGGCAGAAGCUCAACGAGAUCUACUCCAAGCUGGACACCGUGGACUUCAGGAUCCUGGAGCUGCGGGAUUUCAGCUUCGGGGCCGUGGAUCUGAGCGGCGCCGGCUGGUGCUGGUGCUUGCCCAGGGAAGGGGGGUACAUCCCUGUCAACCCUGGGGACGAGGAGGAAGAGGAGCAGGAGGAAGGCAGCACCUCCCACAGCAAAGUGUGAGGAGCUGGAGGACUCAGAAAGCUCUGGAGGAGGCGGCGGGUGUCGGGCGUGGAAAUAAUGUGAUUUAUCUUCUCAGGUUCUGGAGGUGCUUUGGGGAGAAGGGAGCACUGGAAGGUUCAAAAACCCACCAUGUGGGCACAGGAGCUCCCUAGGGUCCUCCUGCUUGGCCUUUUGAAGUGUUUGUGCAGCUCCUGGUUGGGGUUUGGGGGUUUUUUUUAUACAAUAAAUGUGAAUU